UAACAAGAUGGAGUUCGCCCACCGCUGCUUCGCGAUGCUAGCCCGAUGGCUCUGCCCGGGGGCCGACGACGAUCACGCCGCCAUAGCCCGGAGGCUCGGCAUGCUGCCCGAGCUCGAUCACGACGACACCCUACCCCUAUGGGCCGAGGCGCAGAAGGCCAUGAAAGCCCGGGCCGAGGCCCGCAACAGCCUGGAGCCGUUCGCGCUCCGCCUGAACAAGCGCCUCGCUGACCACGCCGGCAGGAGCGGCAACCUGCUCUUCUCGCCGCUGUCGGUCUACGUGGCGUUCUCAAUGGCGGCCGCCGGCGCGCGCGAGCAGACCCUCGGCGAGCUGCUCGACGCCCUCGGCGCGCCCUCGCAGCACGACCUCACCUGGUACGCCUGCACUCUGGCCGAGCAGGCCCUCGCCGACCAGUCCCGGACGGGCGGCCCGUGCGUCAGCUUCGCGUGCGGCGUGUGGCACCACACCACCAUGCGCCUCCGCCGACGCUACCGCGUCGCCACCGUGUGGGACUACAAGGCCGUCACCCGCGCCGUGAACUUCCACCAAGAGCCAAAGGAGUCAAUGGAGCAGAUCAACGCUUGGGUGGUGGCGUUGACGAACGGCCUCAUCCCCUCCAUCGUCGACGGAGAGGCGCCGUCCCACCCCACCGACCUGGUGCUCGUCAACGCCAUGUAUUUCAAGGGACAGUGGAACAAGACAUUCUUCGAUAAGGCACGCCAUCUGUUUCACCGCCUCGACCGCACCGCCGUCGACGCGCCCUUCAUGCGCGGCUUCGGCGCACAAAGAAUCGCGUGCCAUGACGGCUUCAAGGUGCUCCAGCUGCGUUACAAGCAAGGCACCAAGCACCGGCUUCAAGGAGGCUGCCCCUUGCCCGCCCUGCUGCAGCCGCCGGCACCGAUCUACUCCAUGUGCGUCUUCCUUCCUGACGCGCCGGACGGGCUGUGGCGGCUCAUCGACAUGAUCGUUCGCGACCCUGAAUUUCUGCGCAAGCACCUGCCCAGGAGCGACGUCGAGGUCGGCGAGUUCCGGCUGCCUAAACUCAAGGUCAGCUUCGGCAUGACGAUGAACGGCAUACUCAGGGGCAUGGGGCUCAAGGAGGCUUUUGAGCCGGGAAAGGCCGAUUUGUCCGACAUGACGGAGGACGGCGCAAGAGAAAGCAGGAGGCUGGAGCAGGUGGUCCACAGGGCCAUCAUUGAGGUGAACGAGGAAGGCACCGAGGCCACGGCUGCCACCAUGGUGGACACUUGCUUGUGUACUAGUCAAGAAGCAGCUCCACCACCACCUCCGCCACCGCUGCGUGCGGACUUCGUCGCUGACCAUCCUUUUGCCUUCUUUGUCAUCGAGGAGGUGUCUGGUGCGAUCCUGUUUGCGGGUCAUGUUCUUGACCCCACGAUCAAAUGACGCGCGCGGGGGGAGGACAGAACGUGCAUGCAUAUGCUUGGAUUCAUGUAUGCACCUAGUGGCGAGCUUUAUUUCCGUUUCUUUUGAUCACGUAAGUCAUAGUUCUAAUGAGGUGGCUCAUUUGCGUAUGUUGGUUCACUAGAGUCUAGAGAUAUAGUGAGUUCAGUUCUGAGACUCAUUUAGACUGAGAAAAACACUAGUUCUAAAAUGUUGACAGAUAGAGAGUUCAGAUAUUCAUUUAGACUUAGAGAAACACUAGUGCUAAAUUGUUCAGAGAUUCAUUUAAGCUUAGACAAAGCACUAGUUCUAAAAUGUUCGGAGAUAGAGAGUUCAGAUAUUCAUUGUUGCUGUCGAAUAUGCUAAAAUAAAUUCAGUUUUUGCGUAUGCAUUUUUUUUUUGUUUUCACAGUUUUCUCCUACACAGUUUUUGUCAAGAGAUUCACACAUUAGAUUGGGAUCAAAGAGAUGAUUCACAAGUACUAGUUUGAGUUCAGAGUUUUUACAAGAUUUUUUUUUUCAAGAGUUGAGAGUAGACUCGUGA
Aegilops tauschii subsp. strangulata is the source of this 1945-nucleotide messenger RNA. RefSeq names its product serpin-Z2A-like. The record is from RefSeq and is a predicted model, not a curated record. Gene Ontology annotation, molecular function: serine-type endopeptidase inhibitor activity. Lineage: Eukaryota; Viridiplantae; Streptophyta; Magnoliopsida; Poales; Poaceae.